Ceratotherium simum simum (southern white rhinoceros) is the source of this 1765-nucleotide messenger RNA. It is a transcript of the gene FBXW9, whose product is annotated as F-box and WD repeat domain containing 9. Lineage: Eukaryota; Metazoa; Chordata; Mammalia; Perissodactyla; Rhinocerotidae. Gene Ontology annotation, molecular function: protein binding. The record is from RefSeq and is a predicted model, not a curated record.
CUGCCUAGGAGACAGGACGCGCGGCCAGCCGCUGACAGGGCCGGGCUGGCCGCGCCCACCCGGUCGCUAUGGAGCUGCCCCCAGGGCCGCGCGACGAUCCCUGCGCCUGGGACGAUGACUCGGACCCGGAGCCGGAUCCCGACCCCGACGUGCAGGCCGAGGCUUACGUGGCCCGCGUGCUCAGCCCGCCGAAACUCGGGCUGGCGCCCCCGCGCGCCCCUCCGCUGUCCGCGCCCGCCACGUCCCCUGGCGCCCUGGAGCCGCGAGCUGCGCCCAAGGGACCGGCCGUGGGCGCCCCGGGCCUGUUGAGCCUGCCCCCGGAGCUGCUGCUCGAGAUCUGCGCCUACCUGGACGCGCGCCUCGUGCUCCACGUCCUGCCGCGCGUCUGCCACGCGCUGCGCGACCUCGUGCGUGACCAAGUCACCUGGAGGCUACGCGCGCAGCGCCGCGUACGCGCGCCCUACCCGGUGGUGGAAGAGGAGGACUUUGACUGGCCGGCGGCCUGCAUUGAGCUGGAGCAGCACCUGUCGCGCUGGGCGGAGGACGGGCGCUGGGCCGAGUACUUCUGCCUGGCCGAUGGGCACUUCGCUUCCAUUGACUCGGUGCUGCUGCUCCAGGGUGGGACGCUCUGCCUGUCAGGCUCACGAGAUCGCAAUGUCAACCUGUGGGACCUGCGGCAGCUGGGGGUGGAGCCCAGCCGGGUCCUGGUCAAGGCGCUGGGCACCCAGAGGAACAGCACCCACAAGGGCUGGGUGUGGUCGCUGGCGGCGCUGGACCACCGGGUGUGCUCCGGCUCCUGGGACAGCACCGUGAAGCUCUGGGACAUGGCGGCUGAUGGGCAGCAGUUCGGCGAGAUAAAGGGCAAGGCAGCUGUGCUGUGCCUGUCCUACCAGCCUGACAUCCUGGUGACCGGCACCUAUGACAAGAAGGUGACAGUCUACGACCCCAGAGUCGGGCCAGCCCUGCUCAAGAGCCGGCGGCUGCACUCGAGCGCGGUGCUGGCCGUGCUGGCGGACGACCGGCACAUCAUCUCCGGCAGCGAGGACCACACGCUCGUGGUGUUUGACCGCCGGGCCAACAGCGUCCUGCAGCGGCUGCAGCUGGACUCCUACCUGCUCUGCAUGUCCUACCAGGAGCCCCAGCUCUGGGCCGGCGACAACCAGGGCCUGCUGCACGUCUUCGCCAACCGCCAUGGCUGCUUCCAGCUCGUCCGGUCCUUUGACGUGGGCCACAGGUCUCAGAUCACAGGGAUCAAACACUCGCUGGGGGCCCUGUACACCACGUCCACCGACAAGACCAUCCGGGUGCACGUGCCCACAGACCCACCCAGGACCAUCUGCACCCGGAGCCACCACAACGUGCUGAACGGGAUCUGUGCCGAGGGCAACCUGGUGGUGGCUGCCUCCGGGGGCCUGUCGCUGGAGGUGUGGAGGUUGCAGGCCUGAGCAGGCGGACGAGGACGAGGAUGUGGAUGUGGAUCUGCCGGCCGGCAGGCUGGGCCGCGGCCUGUUCAUGGGGGACCUUGCCCCAUGCUGGUGCUGUCUCUGCCCUGCCCCGAAGGCCUGGGGCACAGGGAGUCCUGGGCCGUGGGCGGGCGGGGUCCUUGGGCUGGGCCCCACGCUGGGGGGGGGUGAGGUUGGGGUUUCAGCCCUCCAGGGGGCUGCUCCCCACCCUGGGGCUCUGUUAUUGUUGUGAUUUGGAGCGAAGAGAGCGAAGAAGAAAUAAACCUGACGUACUGGUGCUCCAGCCUGGAGUGUGAGCUUGG